Xiphophorus hellerii (green swordtail) is the source of this 4224-nucleotide messenger RNA. It is a transcript of the gene tbc1d9b, whose product is annotated as TBC1 domain family member 9b. Lineage: Eukaryota; Metazoa; Chordata; Actinopteri; Cyprinodontiformes; Poeciliidae. The record is from RefSeq and is a predicted model, not a curated record. Gene Ontology annotation, molecular function: calcium ion binding.
AUGUGGAUCGAACCGGAGGAGGUUCUGCUGGCCGGGGCUCUUUGGGUCUCGGAGCGGGCCAACCCGUUCUUCAUCCUGCAGAGGAGGAGGGGGCACGGCCGCGGAGGGGGGCUGUCCGGUCUUCUGGUGGGAACGCUGGACGUGGUUCUGGACUCCAGUGCCAGGGUGGCUCCCUACAGGAUCCUGCUGCAGACCGCCGACUCCCAGAUCUACUGGAACAUUGCCUGUGGCUCGUCGAGGAAGGAGAUCACGGAGCACUGGGAUUUCCUGGAAUCCAACCUGCUGCAGACGAUCUCCAUCUUCGACAACGAUGAAGACGUCAUCACCUUCGUCAAAGGAAAGAUCUCGGGCAUCAUCGCGGAGGAGAACCGACUGAAGCGGAGCGAGGAGCAGGAAGAGAACAGCGGGAAGUUCCUGGAGGCGGAGCUGAAGAUGCGGAAGCUGUUUGGGAUGCCAGAGGAGGAGAAGCUGGUGAACUAUUACUCCUGCAGCUACUGGAAGGGGCGUGUCCCGCGCCAGGGCUGGCUCUACCUGUCCAUCAACCACCUGUGCUUCUACUCCUUCCUGCUGGGGAAGGAAGUGACGCUGGUGGUGCAGUGGACCGAGGUGACCCAGCUGGAGAAGAACGCCACCCUGGUGUUCCCGGAGAGCGUCCGCGUGAGCACCCGGAACGCCGAGCAUUUCUUCUCCAUGUUCCUGAACGUCAACGACACCUUCAAGCUGAUGGAGCAGCUCGCCAACAUCGCCAUGCGCCAGCUGCUGGACAAUGAGGCGUUCGCUGCCGACCGCUCGCUGCCCAAGGCCUGCAAGACGCUGAAGAACGUCUCUGCCCUGAAGAGGGACUUCGACGCCCGGGCCAAGAACGAGCGGUACCGGUCCAUGUUCCGGCUGACGCAGGACGAGCGGCUGGACGGACACACGGACUGCACGCUGUGGACGCCGUUCGCCAAGAUGCACGUGGUGGGCCAGCUGUUCAUCUCCAACAACUACAUCUGCUUCAGCAGCAGAGAGGAGGACCUGUGCCAGCUCAUCAUCCCACUCAGAGAGGUGACCAUCGUGGAGAAGGCGGACAGCAGCAGCGUCUUGCCGUGUCCCGUCUCCAUCAGCACCAAGAAUAAGAUGAACUUCCUGUUCGCCAACCUCAAAGACAGGGACUUCCUGGUUCAGCGGAUCUCAGACUUCCUGCAGCGGACGCCGGACGGCUCGUGGAGCGACACCAACCCGCUGUCUCUGAUUGGCUCCUCGGUACGCCAGGCCUGGCUGUCAGAACCUUGUGGUUCUGGUUCUGUCUCAUGUCUCUCUGUUCCCAGGGCUCCACCGGCGUCCCCCAAUCCGCAGGAUCCGACUCCGUCCACGAGGGGCGCCAUUACCACGGCGGCCCCCACCGCCCAGCAGGGCCUGCUGCGGCUGUUCCAGCAGGACGGCCCGGAGGACCUCGGCCCGAAAGCUAUGAAGGAGCGGAUGAAGGAGGAGGCGUGGAACAUUCACUUCUCCGAGUUCGGCCGGGGCGUCUGCAUGUACAGAACCUCCAGAACCCGAGAGCUGGUUCUGAACGGGAUCCCGGAGCGCCUGAGGGGGGAGCUGUGGCUGCUGUUCUCCGGCGCUCAGAACGAGAUGGCCUCCCACCCUGGCUACUAUGGCGACCUGGUGGAGCAGGCCACGGGCCUCUGCUCAUUGGCUACCGAGGAGAUCGAGCGCGACCUUCAUCGCUCGAUGCCCGAGCACAGAGCCUUCCAGAACGAGACGGGCAUCGCCGCGCUGCGCCGCGUCCUGACCGCCUACGCCCACCGCAACCCCAACAUCGGCUACUGCCAGGCCAUGAACAUCGUUACAUCCGUCCUGCUGCUGUACGGAACCGAGGAGGAGGCCUUCUGGCUGCUGGUGGCGCUGUGCGAGCGCAUGCUGCCCGACUACUACAACACCCGGGUCGUAGGAGCGCUGGUGGACCAGGCCGUGUUUGAGGAGCUGACCCGGGCCUUCCUGCCGCCGCUCUAUGACCACAUGCAGGCGCUGGGCGUCAUCACCACCAUCAGCCUGUCCUGGUUCCUCACCCUCUUCCUGUCCGUCAUGCCGUUCGACAGCGCCGUCCUGCUGGUCGACUGCUUCUUCUACGAAGGCAUCAAGGUCAUCUUCCAGGUGGCGCUGGCCGUCCUUCACGACAACAUGGACGCCCUGCUGGUCUGCAGCGACGAGGGCGAGGCCAUGACCGUCCUGGGCAGGUACCUGGAUAACGUUGUGAACAAGCAGACGGUGGCUCCGCCCACUCCCCACCUGCACGCCUUGCUGACGAGCGGAGACGACCCUCCGCCGGAGAUCGACGUCUUCGACCUCAUCAAGGCAUCCUAUGAGAAGUUUGGCAGCCUGCGCUCUGAUGUCAUCGAGCAGAUGCGUUUUAAGCAGAGGUUAAAGGUCAUUCAGUCGCUGGAGGACACGGCGAAGCGGAGCGUGGUGAGGGCGAUGAUGACGGAGCUGGCCUUCAGCAUCGAGGAGCUGGAGGAGCUUUACUGUCUCUUUAAGUCCAAGCACAUGACUAGCUGCUACUGGGGCUCCAGCAGCUCGGCGGCGCAGCGACACGACCCCAGCCUGCCCUACCUGGAGCAGUACCGGAUCGACCCGGUCCAGUUCGCCCAGCUCUUCUCGGCGCUGUCCCCCUGGGUCUGCGGAAGCCACACCCCCACGCUGUCGGCCCGGCUCUUCAGGCUGCUGGACCAGAACCAGGACGGGCUGGUCAACUUCAAAGAGUUCAGCACCGGCCUCAGUGGGAUGUACCACGGCGACAUGACGGAGAAGCUGAAGCUGCUCUACAAGCUCCACCUCCCGCCAGCUCUGUGUGCUGAGGAGGCGGAGUCUGCUCUGGAGGCCACACACUUCUUUACUGAGGACAAACUACAAGAAUCCUCCUUCCUGUCUGAUCUGGAUUCUGUGCGGCAGCAGGAAGUGACAUCAGGUGAAGAACCGAAGAAUGGAGGAGAAGAUGGUGAGGAGAAGAAAGAGGUGAAGGACUACAGGUACUACCUGAGGAUGUGGGCCAAGGAGAAGGAGCCCAAGAGGGAAACCAUCAAGGAUUUGCCCAGGAUGAACCAGGAGCAGUUCAUCGAGCUUUGUAAGACGCUGUACAACAUGUUCAGCGAGGAGCCGAGCGAGCAGCAGCUGUACCACGCCAUCGCCACUGUGGCCAGCCUCCUGCUGCGCAUCGGAGAGGUCGGCAAGAAGUUUGGCAACGGCGCCAAGAAGGCCGAGGCCCCGCCUCCCGUCCCGCCGGGGGAGGAGGGGCCCGGCAAGGGAACCUCGACCGACGCUCAGGUGUGCCGGGCUCUGGCCGACGCCCAGCUGGAGCCGCCGGCGCCUCCAUCUGACGAGGAGACGAAGGACGACACGUCGGUGUCGUCGUUCUCGGUGGUGAGCUCCGGCUCGCUGCAGUGCGAGGACAUCGCCGACGACACGGUGCUGGUCAGCGGCGAGGAGAGGCGGGGAAGCGCGCUGGAUGCUGAUUGGUCAAUCACCUUUGAGCAAGUGCUGGCCUCACUGUUGACAGAACCGGCGCUGGUCGAGUAUUUUGAGAGGAAGAUGGACAUCCAGGCCAAAAUGGCUGCCUGUAAGGCCCAGCGGGCCGUCGAGCGCCAGAUAAGCUCCGCCUCCGACCACGAACUCAGCCAGCAGUCCUCCUGACUCACCUGAUCAUCUGAUCACCUGAUCAUCUGGUUACCUGGUUACCUGGUCACUUAGUUACCUGGUUAGCUCACCACUCAAUUCUCCCUCCUCCUGAUUGGUCACCUGCAUUUCCUGUGUCUGUUUGACUCUGAUUGGAGCAUUACUGAUGAUGUCAAAUCACUCUGACUGGUCAGACUGAGCUAUGACAUCAUCAUGUGACUUCCUGUGGGUGUUUCACAGCAAAAGCUUAGCUGGUGUUUAUUGAUCUCUGAUUGGUUCGCCGGUCUGCUGCAGGUGAACAGGUGUAUAUACAUCCUGUUUGUCACAUGACUCUGUAGUGAUGUCAUCACAGGAAGUUGGUUUAUGUCCUUGUUUUCGUGAAUUUAAAAAAAAAUAAUGGCUGAAAACAACAAACAAGUUCAGUGUUCAUUCAAGCUUUUAUUUUGUAGCUGUUGUUUUUGUUCCCCGUUUACUUCCUGUCCAGAGUGACAUCACAGUAUUUUUAUCUGUUUAUCUGUCUGCUUUUAAAUCUGUUGCAUUAAUCAGUUAUUGAUCUGUUCAAAUAAAAAUGAA